Molecule: messenger RNA, 516 nt
Organism: Acanthosepion pharaonis
Lineage: Eukaryota; Metazoa; Mollusca; Cephalopoda; Sepiida; Sepiidae
Source: the annotation of a GenBank genome assembly
AUGAACACCUCCCCAACACGGAUAAUUUCUCGUUUAAAUAACACCACUGCCAUCGAUACCGCCUGUCUCUCUCUCUCUCUCUCUUUGUCUGUCUGUCUCUCUCACUUCUCUCUCUUUUUCUCUCUCUUCUCUCUCUUUUUCUCUCUCUAUUCUCUCUCUUUGCUCUCUCUCUCUUCUUUCUCUUCUCUCUCUAUUCUCUCUUUUCUUUCUCUCUUCUAUCUCUUUUUCUCUCUCUCUUCUCUCUUUUUUCUCUCUCUUCUCUUUCUUUUUUCUCUCUCUAUUCUCACUUUUCUCUCUUUCUUUUUCUCUUUCUUUUUUCUCUCUCUAUUCUCACUUUUCUCUCUGUCUCUCUUUUUCUCUUUCUCUCUCUUCUCUCUCUUUCUCUCUCUUCUCUCUCUUUUUUCUCUCUCUCUUCUCUCUCUCUCUUCUCUCUCUUUCUCGGUGGUUGGAAUAUCUAUCUAUCUAUCUAUCUAUCUAUCUAUCUAUCUAUCUAUAUCUAUCUAUCUACCUGAUUGA